UUAGAAAGACAACAUUUUUGCUUUUUUGCUUAUAAUUUUCAAGGGAAAAUGAAGCAGAUGAGUUUGUUUCCAAUACUCAGUUUUGUCGUCAUAAGCUUUGGCGUUGCUUCAGUUUCAGCACAAAUAUGUUUGAACAAUGGGAACUUCAGCUCCAACAGUACCUUUAACGCAAAUCGUCGUAUCAUUCUCUCUUUUCUUCCGUCCAAUGUCACGACUCAAGACGGCUUCUAUUACAACGGUUCCAUUGGAGAAGGACCGAACCGGGUCUACGCAAGAGGGAUGUGUAUCCCUGGAUCAACUGCAGAUGACUGUUCUGAUUGUAUCAAGACCGCGUCUGAUGGUUUGGUACAGAGUUGUCCCAACCAAACAGAAGCGUAUUCAUGGCCAGGUGAUCCCACUCUCUGCCUUGUCAGCUACUCCAACACUUCUUUCUCAGGAUCUGUAGAUUCAGACGGGCGUGUAAUAUUCACUAACACUGGAGAUAUAACCUCAAAUAUAACAAAAUUCACGGAAAUAUGGGAAGACUUGGUUGUUCGUAUGAUUGAUAUAGCUUCUGCACCAAAAGACACACCAUCCUCAAGUAAUAACUAUUAUACAGCUAAUAUUGCAGCCUUAAACCCUUUCCAAGAUAUAUUUGCAUUGAUGCAAUGCACGCCGGAUCUUUCUUCUGGUGAUUGUGAAUAUUGUCUGCGACAAAGCGCAAGGGACUACCAGUCAUGCUGUGGUAAGAAGCAAGGAGGCGUUGUUAUGCAGCAGAGCUGUUUUUUCCGUUGGGAUUUGUAUGCAUACUCUAAGGCUUUUGAUAAUAUUAUGGUGGCUUCUCCUCCUCCUAUGACUAUACGGUCCAUACCACCAUCCGCAGGCGCGCCGGCUAACCAAAAUGACAAUAGGCCCAGUAAUUCUCAUGACCGAAAUAGAAGAGGAAUCUCUACAGGAAUUGUUGUGGCGAUUACGGUUCCAACUGUUGUUAUCGUUUUGAUAUUGUUCUCUUUUCGAUUUGUUCUUUGUCUGAGGAGAACGUCACUGCAAAGAACUAAAUACGAAUCUGAUACUGAUAUUUCAACUACAAAUUCGUUGCAAUACGAAUUUGAGGCAAUUGAAGCUGCAACUAAUAAGUUUUCAGUGAGUAAUAAGCUCGGUGAAGGUGGAUAUGGUGAAGUUUACAAGGGUAAGUUGCCAAAUGGAACUGAAGUCGCAGUGAAGAGGCUCUCUGAAAUGUCAGGACAAGACACAAGAAAAUUCAGAAACGAGGUUGUACUUGUAUCAAAACUUCAACAUAAGAAUCUGGUUAGGCUUUUUGGGUUCUGUUUACAAGGAGAUGAAAAGAUUCUGAUCUAUGAGUUUGUCCCAAACAAAAGUCUUGACUAUUAUCUAUUCGAUCCUGAAAAGCAAGGUCAGCUAGACUGGACUCGGCGAUACAAGAUCAUUGGAGAGAUUGCUCAAGGGAUUCUACAUCUUCAUCAAGAUUCACAUCCCACAAUCAUAUACCGUGACUUUAAAGCCAGCAACAUACUUUUAGAUGCAGAUAUGAACCCAAAAAUAUCAGAUUUUGGAAUGGCCACAAUUUUUGGAAUGGAGGAGACUAGAGGCAACUCCAAAUGGAAUGCUGAAACCUUGUAA
Messenger RNA from Brassica oleracea var. oleracea, 1620 nucleotides. Its product is annotated as cysteine-rich receptor-like protein kinase 11. Gene Ontology annotation, biological process: protein phosphorylation. Gene Ontology annotation, molecular function: protein kinase activity; ATP binding. Bases 49 to 1620 code for a protein of 523 amino acids. The record is from RefSeq and is a predicted model, not a curated record. Lineage: Eukaryota; Viridiplantae; Streptophyta; Magnoliopsida; Brassicales; Brassicaceae. The transcript has 5 exons.